CCCUGGAGCCGCUUCGUGGUGGGCACGGCGGGGCUGGGCGCCGAGGAGCUGCGGAGCCUGGAGCUGGAGCAGAGCCGCCACCGCGACCUGCUGCUGCUGCCGGAGCUGCGCGACUCGUACGAGAACCUCACGGCCAAGGUGCUGGCUACCUACGUGUGGCUGGAUGCGCACCUGGACUUCCAGUUCGCCCUCAAGGCUGACGACGACACCUUCGUGCGCUUGGAUGUGCUGGUGGAGGAGCUGAGGGCUAAAGAGCCGCGGCGCCUCUACUGGGGCUUCUUCUCGGGCCGCGGGCGGGUGAAAUCCGGGGGGAAAUGGAAGGAGAGCGCCUGGCUGCUGUGCGAUUAUUACCUGCCCUACGCGCUGGGCGGCGGCUACGUGAUCUCCGCCGAUCUGGUGCGUUACCUGCGCCUCAGCAGCGACUACCUGAACCUGUGGCAGAGCGAGGACGUGUCCCUGGGCGUGUGGCUGGCGCCCAUCGACGUGAAGAGAGUGCACGACCCCCGCUUCGACACCGAGUACAAAUCGCGCGGCUGCAACAACAGAUACAUCGUGACUCACAAGCAGAGCAUCGAGGACAUGCUGGAGAAGCACCAGACGCUGGCCAAGGAAGGGAAGCUGUGUAAGGAGGAGGUGAAACUGCGGCUCUCCUACAUGUACGACUGGGGGGUGCCUCCCUCGCAGUGCUGCCAGAGGAAGGAUGGCAUCCCCUGAAAGCCUCGGGGUGAUGGACUCUGCUCGCUGUUACACCGGGAGAAUCCUGUGAAAAUGGAAUUCUCGCCUCAGUUUCUCCCUCAGAACAUUGGGCACGAAGGGUUUGGGAUGCAGGCAUAGCUGGAUUUUGGGAAUUGCGGUUAAUUUGAGCCAGGAUUCUUGGAAUUUUACACUCCAUUUCCGUGGACAGACUUCCCAAAUCACAGCCUGGUGCUGUGCAUCCAUAAUUCCAGCAGAACUGAGUGGGAGGAGCUGCUAAAAUGGAAUUUUGGCCUCGGUUUCUCCCUCAGAAACAAAUCGUUCCCCUCAGGCACCAAUCCCAAAGGCUUUGGGAUGCAGCCCUGGCUGGAUUUUGGGAAUUGCUGUUAGUUGGAGUCAGGGGUUAAUUACUCUUUAAAAGGUUUUGCACGACUCAUUCUGGCACCCUGUGACUCCCUGGGAGGUGCUGACGUGGCAUGGGUCAAAAUGCUUAAAAAAACAAAAUAGGUGACAGAAAGCACAGAAAAAGGUCAAAUGCCAGGAUUGAAGGCAAAUAAAAGGUGGCAAAACACAGAGAGUAUAAAAAACCAGGAGAGAGAGAGAACUGGAAUAAAAAGUUUGAAGAGAUUCUGAUGUUUAUUUGCUAAAGGUCACGAUAAGUUUUGGUGCUGAUAAGACUGGAAUGAGGCUGCUGUUUAUUCCUUGGCAGGGAAAUGCCAACUUGGCACGGAGGGAAGAGCCCAAAUUUGGCAUCAGGUUAUUGCCAGAGGCAGAAAAAAGGAUCAGCUUUUCCUCUUGUGCCUGCAGGGAGAGCUCUCUGGCAGAGGAUGGAAUGGUUAAAUCUGUUAAUUUGUCUCUUUUUGCUGUUUGAAAGGCAAUGUACAUAAAACACCUGGCAGCUCCUAAGGGAGGUGACUGAGUUUUGGCAGAAAUGGAAUUUAUUUUAAUUUAGGAGAAGAAUUUUUUGUCUUUGCAAAGCCUCCAGGUGUUGUUUGGAAUUCAUUUCCCUCCAACACUCAAGAACUCCCUGGCUGCUCCAAGACAUUGCAGGCUUCAAAUUUAGAUUUAUUUGUAAUACAAAUGAGCAGGAGUUGAUCAGUGGGAGUUCAAAAAGCAUUUUUAUCCCCAAAGGUGGGGAUUUAAGGUAUAAAAAUGAACUUUGUGUAGUCAAGAGAAAGAAGUUCCCCCUACCCCAAAAAUUCAACUUUGAGAACUUUAUUUCUCUUUUCACCACACUAAAAAAAUCACAUUUAGGUGCUCAAAGCUGGGGGAAUUCCUUCCUUCUCUCCAGAAAUUCCUUGUAAAGGAACUAAAAUCGAAUUAUUUAUCAGUGACACAUCCACAGAUGGGAUUUUUUCCCUCACUCCUGGCUACUCCAAAAUAAUCAGAGCUCACACAGGACUCAGACAUUAUUUAUUUAUCUCCAAACCUGGAAUUCCAACAUUUUUCAGUGGCAGCUGCUCCAAAAUUUUUCCAGUCCCCUGUGCCAGCUGCAGUUCCUGCAGCGUGAGCGGUUUUUACCUUGUAAAUGUAAAAUUUCAGUUUUUAAAUGUCUUUUUUUUUGUGUGUGUGAUUUUUUUGUU
This is a messenger RNA of Ficedula albicollis (Collared flycatcher), 2276 nucleotides long. RefSeq names its product Beta-1,3-galactosyltransferase 6 (gene B3GALT6). Gene Ontology annotation, biological process: glycosaminoglycan biosynthetic process. The record is from RefSeq and is a predicted model, not a curated record. The transcript has a single exon. Gene Ontology annotation, cellular component: membrane. Gene Ontology annotation, molecular function: UDP-galactosyltransferase activity. NCBI's taxonomy places the organism in Eukaryota, Metazoa, Chordata, Aves, Passeriformes, Muscicapidae. The annotation marks the transcript as partial.